AUGGAAGGUUCAAAACGUUGUUUUUCUAAUAAAACAGACAGAAUAAUUUCGCAUUUCAAAAAAUGUGUACAUUUUAUUGCGGAAACAACUGCCAAAAAAAGAGAAGAAAUUUUUAAACUAGUUAAUGUUCCUAAAG
This is a messenger RNA of Racocetra fulgida, 136 nucleotides long. Lineage: Eukaryota; Fungi; Glomeromycota; Glomeromycetes; Diversisporales; Gigasporaceae. The record is from the annotation of a GenBank genome assembly.